Abrus precatorius (Indian licorice) is the source of this 2342-nucleotide messenger RNA. Its product is annotated as transcription factor VOZ1. Gene Ontology annotation, biological process: regulation of DNA-templated transcription; positive regulation of long-day photoperiodism, flowering. The record is from RefSeq and is a predicted model, not a curated record. Lineage: Eukaryota; Viridiplantae; Streptophyta; Magnoliopsida; Fabales; Fabaceae. Bases 435 to 1886 code for a protein of 483 amino acids. The transcript has 4 exons.
UUUUAAUGAUGCUUUCUUCAAUGCUUUUGAUUGGCUGCAGUUAAUUUUUUUUCUUGUUUCAUUUUGUUAAAGUUGUUUCUAAAUAAUUUGAUUAUUUUAAUCCUUAGUUACGUUUUUCGUUUUCAUCAGAAAAUAGGCUCCUGCUCCUGCUUCUGCCCUCCUUUUUUUAAGUUAAUUAAUUGAAAGCGGAGUGAAUCUUUUACAAUUAUCGGACUUUAUUCUGUGAUGGGGAUAAUGGAAUCUUGGUUUUAGAAUUUCUGGACUUUUGGGGUGGGGAUGGGGGGUGAGCUGGAAUAUGCUUCUGUUCUGAUCAAUGACAAAUUGACAAUGAUCAUGAUAAACUUAUUUGGAAGUUGUUUGCAUCUUUUGGGUUUCCUCUCUUUUCGGAGAUUUUUAUUUGUGGUGAUCUUGUAGGCAGGAUUUGAAGUUUCGUGAUGAAGAAAAUUUCCAAGAGCAGCUGCAAGUCAGCAUCACACAGGCUCUUCAAGGACAAGGCAAGGAACCGUGUUGAUGAUUUGCAGGUGAUGUUAUUGGAUCUGCAGUUUGCCAGGAAGGAAAGCCGUACAGUUGAUGCUGCACUUCUUGAGGAGCAAGUCCAUCAGAUGCUUCGCGAAUGGAAGGCCGAGCUCAAUGAGCCAUCUCCUGCUUCUUCUUUGCAGCAAGGAGGCAGUCUUGGAUCAUUCUCGACGGAUAUCUGUAGGCUAUUGCAGCUAUGUGAGGAGGAAGAUGAUGCCACUAGUUCAUUAGUUGCACCUAAGCCUGAACCUAAUGAUCAGACUCUGCAGGCUGGGGCUAAGGUGAUAUUCCAAGAUGGUUUUACUGUAAAUCAGGGCCAACAUCAACAGGAUUUCCUAUUACUUAAUGAAUGCAAACACUCCAUUGUAGGAGUUCCCAAUGUGGCAGCAAACAACUUGGAUGGGCCUGCUUUCGAAAAGUUUCAUCAAUUUGAUUUGAAUAAGGACUUCAAUCACAGCUUUUAUGCUGGAUUUAAUGGUACAGGUUUUUGUGAGGAAGGUGUGGUUCCUCAUAUAUAUAGCUACCUGCCAAGUGUCUGCCCUCCUCCUUCUGCUUUCUUAGGCCCAAAAUGUUCACUUUGGGACUGUCCAAGGCCUGUUCAAGGGUUGAACUGGUGUCAAGACUAUUGCAGUAGCUUUCAUGCUGCUCUAGCUUUAAGGGAGGGACCACCAGGCAUGGCCCCAGUUCUACGACCUGGGGGAAUUGGACUGAAGGAUAAUUUACUUUUUGCUGCACUUGGUGCAAAGGCACAAGGAAAAGUUGUGGGCAUUCCAGAAUGUGAGGGAGCAGCAACUACAAAAUCUCCAUGGAAUGCACCUGAGCUCUUUGAUCUUUCAGUUCUUGAGGGUGAGACUAUUAGGGAGUGGCUUUUCUUUGAUAAGCCGCGAAGAGCAUUUGAGAGUGGAAACAGAAAGCAGAGGUCAUUGCCGGAUUAUAGUGGGCGUGGAUGGCAUGAAUCUAGAAAGCAAGUGAUGAAUGAGUUUGGAGGGCUGAAGAGAUCCUAUUAUAUGGACCCGCAACCUCUGAACCAUUUUGAGUGGCACCUAUAUGAGUAUGAAAUUAGCAAGUGUGAUGCAUGUGCCUUAUAUCGGUUGGAACUGAAGCUUGUUGAUGGGAAGAAGAACUCCAAGGCAAAGAUAACAGGUGAUUCAGUUGCUGAUCUGCAGAAGCAGAUGGGAAGGCUUUCUGCCGAGUUUCAGUCUGAUAACAAACGAUCUAUCAAAGCCAGAGCCAAACAUAAUGCCAAUGGCAUAGGUGGUGGUUAUUCAGCUUCAAACAAAGUGACUCUACUAAAUGCACCAUAUGAAUACGGCUUAACUGCACCAUAUGACUAUCUUGUGGAGAACACAAGCGACUAUUAUGUGAUUUGAUUGAUCUUGAAGUGAUGUACAAGAUGCUGCAUUCAAGUUGCAAGUACUGGAAUACGAAUUUUGUCCUCCUCCUUCCUCUGAUUUGUCUUUUCACUUUUUCUCCUUAGGAACAAGAAGACAAGGUAAUUUUUUUCCCUUGUCGAGGCAUUGUCAAUAGCUCAUUCUCACAGGAGUGCUGCAUUAGAGGCGGCUGGUUAAGAGUUGUAACUUCCGAAGUACACCAACCCACAAAAAAAUACCGUAUACCCUUUGUUAUCAGCAUUUGGGUGAGUGCAAGAAUCUAGUGAGCAUUAUCAAAAUUGAACUAUUACUGAGGCACAAAUUUGCUGUAACUAAAGCUCGACUCUAUUUUCCAAAUAAUGCUAGAUACAGUCUGCAGGACAGACUACUUAAGGUACAUAAUAUUGGUUGUGUAAUAAAUGUUUCAGACCUUUUAUGAGCAAUUCAUCGGUAUCC